AUGCAGCUUGCAAAACCAACAUCUCCAACAUCUAAAUUCAAAUCAUUAAUAAUCCGAUCUUUAUCGACAUCGGUUAUGUAUAACCGCAUAUUACGAUUUGUGGCUUCAUAUCUAAAAGCAUUAUGCAACUUUGUUUCUGGUUCAUCCACAGUCCAACUAGUAUUCAAGAGAAUGAUGGCACCAUCUUGGCGUAAAACUAGCCCAUCAUAUAAUGAAAUGGAAACAUCAUCCAAUAAUGAAGAAUCCAAAUUGUAUGAUCAAUCCAUGUUUGAAGAAACCUGCUCCGAAACCGCAAUACGUUUGGUUGUCUUUUAUAAAGCUGCCAAAAAAUAUUAUGACAAGAGAUUGACUUUGGAAGAUUCCUGGGCUGCUUUCACACCAUCGAAAAUAUGUAAAUAUGGUGAUGAUGUUGAUGUGGAUAUCGAAAUUAAAUUAAUGCAAUUUCCUAAACUCUUUACGUCUUUAAAUCAAUACCCUAAUAAUUCUAAAAGUAUUAUUAGCUCUAAAAGUUUUAUAAGUCCUUUAACACUAACAGUUCUUGAUCCAUUCGCAUUUAUUUUUCCCAACGAUCUCGAGGAUUCACAUGCUAACGCAUUUCAAAUUCUCCAACCUACCUUCCGAGGACCAGGUCAAGUGAUAGUAUACCUAUGGAAAAAUUUUGGACUAGCUUCAAAUACACUUAGUCACGAGGCUGUCAAAAAAAUCUACGUAGCAAGGAAUAAAUCAUCAGAUGAUCUGCCUAUUCUUCUUCAUUACCAAAUAGCAUCAAUUUAUGAACCUGUAAUAAAAAAAAUUUUGGCAGUGCCAAUUAACAAUAUUAUUGCCAAAACCUGA
This is a messenger RNA of Diversispora eburnea, 834 nucleotides long. The record is from the annotation of a GenBank genome assembly. Lineage: Eukaryota; Fungi; Glomeromycota; Glomeromycetes; Diversisporales; Diversisporaceae.